AUGUAUAGAGAAACCGCCGAAAUUGUCAUAUGCACUCUUCUGCCAGAUUCACCAACAGCUACCACCAUGAGAACUAAAAGUGGAUUGAUAUGGUUACAACCUUGGAACUCUCUGCAACAUGCAGUGGCUUUUGCAUUCUUAGCUGUUGUUUAUAGUGAUUAUAUGCUGACAUCACAAACUGAAGCUCUAUAUUGUAGUGGAAAAUUGUAUAAGCCUUUAGAUCUUCGCAAAUUCGCCAUAUCUCAGGCAGAAUAUGUGUUGGGAGAAAAUCCAUUGAAGAUGAGUUAUCUUGUAGGAUAUGGAAGUCAUUAUCCAAAAUAUGUGCAUCAUAGAGGAUCUUCCAUCCCAGUUAAUGCUACAGAGAUUGGAUGCAAGGUUGGAUUUAAAAAGUGGUAUGCCUCACCAAAACCUAACCCUAAUGUACCACUUGGAGCUUUAGUGGGUGGACCCUUCUUCAAUGAGACGUAUAAUGAUUUAAGGAACAAUUCAAUGCAAGCUGAACCAACCACUUAUAAUAGUGCACUCUUUGUUGCUCUCCUCUCUGGUUUGGUUGCCACUUCUUCUGUAGUUACGUCUUUCUAG
This is a messenger RNA of Arachis ipaensis, 582 nucleotides long. RefSeq names its product endoglucanase 24-like. The record is from RefSeq and is a predicted model, not a curated record. Lineage: Eukaryota; Viridiplantae; Streptophyta; Magnoliopsida; Fabales; Fabaceae. Gene Ontology annotation, biological process: carbohydrate metabolic process. Gene Ontology annotation, molecular function: hydrolase activity, hydrolyzing O-glycosyl compounds.